This is a messenger RNA of Notolabrus celidotus (New Zealand spotty), 1867 nucleotides long. Its product is annotated as intestinal-type alkaline phosphatase-like. Gene Ontology annotation, cellular component: plasma membrane. Gene Ontology annotation, molecular function: alkaline phosphatase activity. The record is from RefSeq and is a predicted model, not a curated record. The transcript is spliced from 11 exons. Gene Ontology annotation, biological process: dephosphorylation. NCBI's taxonomy places the organism in Eukaryota, Metazoa, Chordata, Actinopteri, Labriformes, Labridae. The coding region runs from base 12 to 1619 and encodes 535 amino acids.
UUGGAUUAGAGAUGCUGACUCUACGUCGCAGGGCCCCCAGGAUCCUGCUCAUCCUUCUGGGCCCCUUGCUUUUGGCCGGGGGCCGGGCUGCGUUGGAAAGUCAAGAGCUGUACGACCUGGAGAAGGAACCGGCCUACUGGGAUGCUCAGGCCAUGGCGACGCUGGAUGCUGCGCUGAAGCUCCGCCCCCGGGAUCACCAGGCCAAGAACAUCAUCCUGUUCCUCGGUGACGGUAUGGGCGUGUCCACGGUGUCUGCAGCUCGGAUCCUGAGAGGUCAGAUGGAGGGCAGGUCCGGGGAGGAGACCAUGCUGGCUAUGGACACCUUCCCGUAUGUGGCCCUGUCAAAGACCUACAGCGUGGACAAACAGGUAGCAGACAGCGCUAGCACGGCUACAGCCUACCACUGUGGCGUGAAGGCCAACGCCAAGACCGUGGGGCUGAGCGCCAACGCCGUGGCCUACGAGUGCAACACCACCUUUGGGAACGAGGUCUACUCGGUGCUGCGGCGCGCUAAAGCUCAAGGUAAAUCUGUUGGAGUGGUAACCACCACCCGUGUCCAGCACGCCUCCCCGGCCGCUGCGUACGCCCACUCUGUCAGCCGCAGCUGGUACAGUGAUGCAGAUCUCCCCUCCAGCGCACGGCGACAGGGCUGCGUCGACAUCGCAACACAACUGGUCUCCAACGUUGAUAUUGAUGUGAUCCUAGGAGGAGGGAGGAUGUACAUGACACCUAAAGGCACCCCAGACCCCGAGUACCCUACCUCAAGCUCUCGCAAGGGAGACCGCAGGGACAAGAGGAACCUCAUUAACGUGUGGUUGAAGGCUAAACCGAAAAAGAAGUCUCACUACGUUUGGCACAGAAAAGAGUUCGAUGAGAUAAACGUGAAGACGACCGACCGGCUGAUGGGUCUCUUUGAGCCCAAAGACUGCCGCUACGAGCUGGAGCGUGAUCCCACCAUGGACCCCUCCCUGACUGAGAUGGUGGAGAAAGCAAUUAGAAUACUCAGCAGAAAUCCAAAGGGAUUUUUCCUCUUUGUUGAAGGCGGGAGAAUCGAUCACGCUCAUCAUGGAGGACAGGCUAAAAAAGCUCUCCAUGAGACAGUGGAGUUUGACCGGUCCAUCGGGCGAGCGGCUGAACUGACCAGUGAGCUGGACACUCUCUCAGUGGUCACUGCGGAUCACUCCCACGUCUUUGCUUUUGGAGGAGGCUCUGCCAGAGGAAACUCUGUUCUAGGUGUGUCUCGCUCGAUAGCUAAAGAUAACAAACGCUUCACCAUGGCUGUGUACGGGAACGGACCAGGAUACCAGAUUAAUGGAACCCGUCCUGAUGUGAAUGAAACCGUCUCAUCGGGGAAUGAUUACCUUCAGCAGGCUCCCGUCCCUCUGGACUCAGAGACUCACGGUAUAGAGGACGUAGCCAUCUUUGCUAAAGGCCCCAUGUCCCAUCUCUUCCACGGCGUCCAGGAGCAGAGCUACAUCGCCCACGUUAUGGCUUAUGCUUCCUGCCUGGAGCCUUACGAGGACUGCAAACUGCCCCCACCCAGCCACGCUGCAUCCAUCCACCCCAGCCUGCUGCUCCUCCUUCUGGGCCUCCUCCUCCUCUCCCUCUGCUCCGUCUAAGAUGACAGCCUCUGGGGGAUUCUUGUCCUGACCUUGGGAAAACUUGUGCUGUCUGACUUUUUUAGUUGAAAAAUAAUCACGCUUCAUGCUGUACUCCCUGUGAGGAAUGUGAGAGCUGUAUAGUUGCACAACUUUAAGAUCACUGCCAUUUGAAGUAAUUUCCUCUUAUUCUGAAAAGUGUUAUUAUCACUCCUAUGUUUAUUUAUGUGCUAAUAUGUUUGUGAUUUUUUGUAAAUAUUGUGAAUAAA